AGCUCAGCAUAUAACAAAGAUAAGUGAGCCAGGGAGGAGGACCCCCGGAAGGAUCUUUUGAUUCUGGGCAAUGUCUGAUUGGCAGAUGUUAAAAGAGAUUCUUUAGUAAUCCAGAGCAUCAAUGAACUGCACAAAGUCAGUACAGGACUGGAAUAAUUCAGGCAUGAGGACACUUUGUGGGUACACUCUGGAAAAGCAGAACCAGGAUGGACAGAACCUUGGAGUCUCUGCAAUAUUUAAUUGCCCAAGUACUGCCUCAUAGAGACCCUGCCCUUGUAUUUAAAGACUUGAAUGUCGUAGCAAUGCUGCAGGAAUUCUGGGAGAACAAACAGAAACAGAGAGCUGUAUUUCCUAGUGAAGGCACAGUGGUGUAUGAGUCAUUGAACUCUCCUGGUCCUCCAUUUGUCAGUUAUGUCACCCUACCUGGAGGAAGCUGUUUUGGCAACUUUCAGUGCUGCUUAAGCAGAGCAGAGGCAAGACGAGAUGCUGCAAAAGUGGCUCUGAUCAAUUCUCUGUUCAAUGAAUUGCCCUGUCGCAAGAUCACAAAGGAAUUCAUUAUGGAAAGUGUUCAAGAAGCUGUUUCCUCAACCAGUGGUACUUUAAGUGAUGCUGAUGACCCAAGCACAAGCAUCGGGGCUUAUCAUUAUAUGUUGGAGUCAAACAUGGGGAAAACUAUGUUAGAAUUUCAGGAGCUGAUGAUAGUCUUUCAGCUGCUGCAUUGGAAUGGAAGCCUUAAAGCCCUACGUGAAACAAAGUGCUCCCGUCAGGAAGUAAUUUCCUAUUAUUCCCAGUAUUCUUUAGAUGAAAGGAUGAGAAGUCAUAUGGCCCUGGACUGGAUUAUGAAGGAGCAAGAAUCUCCAGGAAUUAUUUCCCAAGAGUUACAAGUGGCACUGCGAGAGCUGGAGGAAGCCAGGAAAGCUGGACAAGAAUUGCGGUUUUACAAAGAAAAGAAGGAAAUACUGAGUUUAGCACUAAGCCAGAUCUACAGCGACCAAGUUACCUCAUCCUCAAAUGAUGAUCAAAUGGGCCUGACCCUAAGUGGCUAUCACUAGCAUAACCUAGUCUAUUAAGUGAUAUAUGAAUGGUAUAUUACAGCUAACUUGAAUGGGAAAUUGCUGCAGAAAACUUUAGUGCAGAUUAGUGAUGGACAGUGUUGAUCAGUACAAAGUCUUUCUCACCAAGAGAACUUAGUACAGAGAUGAGGAAAAUAUUUGGUCACAGGGUUCAUACAGACCUAAUAAAAAAAGCUAGAGAUUACUAGUACUAGGUGAUGUGAAAGACUAUAGUUUAUGCAUAGGGGCUCAUUAUGCCCACAAACUCUUGCAUACCAUUCUGGUUUCCUAUUGACAAUGCAAGCAAAUAGUAUUGCUGAAGGCCAUGUAGUUUAUUUUCUCAAAGUUACUGUGGAAAGAUUCUUCCAGUAGCACAAACUGUAAAAAAAA
This is a messenger RNA of Trachemys scripta elegans, 1442 nucleotides long. It is a transcript of the gene LIX1, whose product is annotated as limb and CNS expressed 1. The record is from RefSeq and is a predicted model, not a curated record. NCBI's taxonomy places the organism in Eukaryota, Metazoa, Chordata, Testudines, Emydidae. Gene Ontology annotation, biological process: autophagosome maturation. Gene Ontology annotation, cellular component: cytoplasm. The transcript has 6 exons. Bases 207 to 1052 code for a protein of 281 amino acids.